GCACAAAAAUCAAUUGCUAUGGUUGACAUUUCUCUUAACUGUCUUCACGUUCAAGGAGGUGAAGAAAAUUAUGAAUUUACUAUUAUCACCAACACAGAAAAUUCUGUCGAAAAAUUUAAAAAGGAUAUUAAAGAGAAAAUUAAAGUGGCAGGGGAGGAUAUUUUCAACGAUAUUGAGGCCGAUCAGUUAAUGCUUUGGCAGGUACGAGUUGACUAUAGUGAUGAAAAAGAUUUUUCGAGCUUUACCUCAGAUAGCAAGAAUUUAAAAAAGCUCGAAGGAAUUAUUGGUGAUUACUGGACGGAGCAACCUCCUAAAGAGUUUAUUCAUGUCGCUGUCUGCGUUCCAUAUUUAACCGUUUUACGAAUGCUGGAUAGUCUAACGAUAUUGAGUCAAGCUGUAGAUUACACAAACAUAUCUCUACAACAGCUUUAUAACGAACAAUAUAUCAAACAAGGAAAUAUAUUGUUUUACAAUAGAACCUACAAAGAUGCAGAAUUUACACACGAAUGCGAGAUUAAGGAUAUUUACAAUAUUAGGAAACUCUCGGUCAUUUCUACUUUUGCCAACAAUAAGGAAAAGUUAAUGUCAAUUGAUAGUUUAACUGAGCUCGAACUGUAUAUUCUCAAAUCGAAUGAUCGUUUUAAAAACAUCAAACGGGCUACUGGAAGUGCCUAUGAUUGGUUUUUCAUCAUAGAUAAGGAUGUGAAUAAAGGAAGCAUUAAUGAAUUAAGAAAACAAUAUGUUAAAAACAAAAUAAAUCCGACAGGUUAG
Messenger RNA from Funneliformis geosporum, 771 nucleotides. Lineage: Eukaryota; Fungi; Glomeromycota; Glomeromycetes; Glomerales; Glomeraceae. The record is from the annotation of a GenBank genome assembly.